UUGCAGGGGAGGGGAUGUUUGGAUCUUGCAGGGCCCCAGGGGUGAGAACAGAUGCCCCUUUGGAGACUUGUGGAGGGUUCCUGUGGCAAUCUCUGUACUGGCUGGGGAGGUGGUACCAGUUGGGGGUGGACAUUGGCAUUGGAGUGGGGAGAGCAGCAAGGGCCAAUCCCGGAGCUGGGGGAUCCCAGCAGCCUGGAGGAGUGGGGGAGGCUGGAGAUGAGCAGGGUCUGGGCCUGCCCAACGGUGGACAGGGCAGUUACUUCUGGAGCUGGACUUGGGCAGCGGGACCAAGGGUCUCAGCUGUUGUUUUUCCCCCAAGCCAGGAUUUGUCAAUCCCAAACUUUGUCUGGAUGGAGGUGGAGGAGGCUGCAAGGAAAAGGAAGAAUGGUGUGGGACACUGAGGCAGGCCAAGGCCAUCCUGCCAGGGAUGAAUUGGUGGGAUCUCCUUCCCCUUCCCUGUGGCACAAUGGUAAGUCCCAUCCUGUCCUUGUCCACCCUCCUUCCUCUUCUCAUUCUGUCCUUCUUCCUUCCUCACUCCUUCUCUCCUUUUCUUUCCUUACCCCAGGCACUGAGCUGCAGACGGAGACCAGGGAGAGCAAGUCCCUGCUGCAGAACCUCAUGGAAGAGGCUGUUUGGAGCAGCUCCAUGGCACAGGAAUCCAGUGGGGAGGAAAAGCCCUGGAGAUCCCACACAAGGAGGGGCUGCAAACCCCCUGGAGAUGUAAAGAGGAAAGAUGCCCCCUGUGCCAGGAAGGCAGCUGGAGAUCCAUUUGGAACUCAGAGGUGGUGGAGAGGACUCAUGGCAGGCAGAAGCCCCACAAGUGCUUGGGAUGUGGGAAGGGCUUCAGCCAGAGCUCUGGAGCUCACACCUGGUCCAGGUGAUCCCCACAGGGAACUGGCCCUACAAGUGUGGGGAGUGUGGGAAGGGCUUUGGGUGGAGCUCCAACCUCAUCAGUCACCGCAAGAUCCACACCAGGAGAGGACCUAUGAGUGUCCCGAGUGUAGGAGGUGGUUUCUGAGCAGCUCCAAUCUCAUCAUAAAGAUUCAAGGGGUCAGCUGGAAAUGUAUUUACAAUAAUUGAAAACUGUGGAUGAGUUGAGGGGCUAGCUGGGAAUAUAAUUGAGAUAGUAGAAGAUUACAUAUUUUAGUUAAGAUUUAAAAUUAGUUAAGAAGCUAAGUUAGCUAGCAAAAAUCACAUACCUUAGUGAAAGAGUAACAAAUAUAUUAGAAAGUAAAGCCAGGAGUGACAGAGACAGAUGUAGCAAUUGUGAAGGAGCAGAGACCAUAGAAAUACCUUGCCUUAAGAAUAAUCAAACAGUUUUAUAAUCACAGUCUAAAGAAGAAUAAUCACAGUCCAAACAGAGAGGCUUGGACUGUGACCAGCAGAUCACAAAGUCCUGCAAACUGGCCAUGGGUGAGGAGUUUACCAUGAGGAAGACAGCUUUCUUCCUCCCAUACGCCCACUCCCUUAUUUCAAAAUCCCACUGACCCAAUUAAGGGAGGGCAAUUGCACAGCCAUAUUAGGUAUUCAGCUGAUUAUAAUACAAAGUGGGCAGGUAAUGAUUCUGUAUUACGUCUCCUUAGAAACUGCCUGGAUAUGUAAAACCUUUUCUGUAUAAACAGAGAGCAGGAGUCUGCCACUCCUUGCACAUGCAUUUGGAAAUGAUUCCUCAUGUGUCCAGUGCUGAAAUAAAACAACCUUCUUUUGAACUUUAA
This is a messenger RNA of Haemorhous mexicanus (house finch), 1715 nucleotides long. RefSeq lists its product as uncharacterized. Bases 52 to 1080 code for a protein of 342 amino acids. The record is from RefSeq and is a predicted model, not a curated record. NCBI's taxonomy places the organism in Eukaryota, Metazoa, Chordata, Aves, Passeriformes, Fringillidae. The transcript is spliced from 2 exons.